AUGUCUCAGCCCAUCUCAGCAUCAGACCGUUCAAGACCAUACGCUAGUAAUAAGGUACUCCCUGAUCCACAACAACAUGACGACGAUACCGUACUGAUUUCAACAACGCCAGGUGCGGAGAGGGAAAUCCAUCAACGCAGUCAUGAUGAUGACUAUUUAUUUACGAAAGCAACAUCGACUCGGGUGAAACCGAUUUCAUCCGCAACAACAAGUCGAGAAAAUUCCCGUGUGGGAUGGCUUGCCAAGUCCUUGACCCAAAAACUUGUGAAAGGAUUAGGCUCAACAACAAGUGUAAACACCGUUCAUGAAUUAAUUGACGACUUUACCAUUGAAAAUGAUUUUGUGGCAAGGUCCAAGACUUUCAGUGGUAGUAUAGUCUCAUCAUCCACAUCCAAUUUUGAAGAAUUAAGCAACAACAAUUCAAUAUGCAUACAUUGCAGCUUUAGGUGUUUACUUGUUUCUACCAUGCUGAUAAUGAUCAUCGUUCCCAUCAUAACUUUGGUGUUACUAUCAAUCGGAUUUUCAUUGCUCGCAGCCAAUGACGUAAAGAUGCAGGUCAUUACCCAGAGCUUUAGGCGAGCAGAGAGCUAUAUUUCUGAUUUUUUGUGGGUUUGCAUGGAAGCCACCUAUGCACAAAAGAAUGCCAUCUAUAAAAUGUAUUUCAUGAACGAGAGUGGUAUUAAUAUUAACAACGACAAUAGUAAUAUUUAUAGCCCUCAAGGGGUGGAGAACUUGCAGAAGAUUCUGGCUGUUAGCCAUAAGCAAUAUAUUGGAAAGAUUUAUCUUGUGGAUUUCACUCGUUCUACUGGAGAUUACAUUUACGUUGACACAGGUUACCAAGUGAUGGAGCCUAUUGAAAAUGAAACCGAGACGAUGUUUGAACCACGACAGGAGGUUUUUCAAAUGCUGCAACCUGAUAAUGAAACGUCCUUGUCGUCUACGUUCUAUUUUACACAACUUGGAAAGAGGAGAACGGUUGUUUGGGAAGAACCAACCUCAAAGUGGGAUCCUAGAGACUACGAAUUCUAUGCUCUUUCUCAAGUAUAUGAUGAAGCUUUGGUUCCUUUAGAUGUUCAAUGGCAAGGAGAAACAAUUGAACAAAGAGUGUACACUUGUUUUCAAGCUAAUAUUUAUUCUCCAUAUGACUCACAAUUCGUUGGCGUCACAAGCAUUAACGUGAAUAUUGAAUAUUUAGCAAACUUUGUAAGAUCCUUUUACGUCUCACCCAGGUCGUUUGUCGCAAUUAUUGAAAUGUUUAGUCGUGAAGAUGGUAUUCACAAAAGAGUAGUGGGAUUUAAAAAUGCUUCUUCCAUUGCCAUAUAUGAUUCAAGCUUGGAAUUCGAAUACAGAAUUGCUGAAGCGUCAGAAAUUGCAGAUCCAUUGUUGAAAUAUGUUGUAAUUAAUGUGUUGCCUUCAAACAUAUCAGGCUAUGCUUCUUAUCAUGAUGUCUCCUACUCGGACGCACAUAUCCAAACAUUCGUUUUUGAAGGAGAGAAUUAUAUAGUAUCUCAUGGAGUUGCUAAUGGAACAGCUGCCCUUAAUACUCAAUGGCUAGUUGCGGUUGUAGCUCCUGAAACGGAUUUUACUAGUAACGUUUCUAUGUUAGCAGGUAUUAACGUGGGUGUCUCAAUAUUGUGUCUCAUUGCAAGUUUAUUUUUCAGUUUUAUAUUUUCUAGAGCUGUUUCAAAACCACUUACAUACUUCUCCAGUGAAAGCAAAGCAAUUUCUAAUUUAGAGAUUAAUAAGGGAAAGCCGUUUCAUUCGAGCAUCAAAGAACUUUUAGAGCUGUCUACUGCUUUUGAAAACAUGAAGAUGGCGUUAAGAUGCUUUAAAAAGUUUGUUCCAAGCGAAUUGGUUAGAGAUAUGCUGCAAAAAGGGAAUGAAAUCAGCUUGGGUGGAAAAUUAGUGAACAAUUUAACAAUAUUUUUUUCUGAUAUCGAAAACUUUACUACCUGGAGUGAGGAGUUGGAACCACAGAUUCUAAUCAAGCAACUAACAGAGUAUUUUCAUGUUUUUACAGAAGAAAUAAUUUUUGAAAAAGGAACGUUAGAUAAAUAUAUUGGAGAUUCUGUGAUGAGCUUUUGGGGUGCUCCUCAACCUUCAACUAUCUCAGGAAUUAGAGCAUGUAAGGCCGCAUUAAGAUGCCAAGUGAGGAUGGCCGAGUUGCGUAAAAAAUGGGCGAAAGAGAGGAAACCGUUACUGAGAUGUAGAAUUGGAAUACAUAGCGGGUCUUGUAUUGUUGGAAAUUUUGGAUCAAGGUGGAGACUCAACUAUACAAUAAUAGGUGACAGUGUAAAUCUUGCUUCGAGAUUAGAAGGUACCAACAAAUUUUAUAACACGCAAAUUAUUGUUUCUGAAGAUACAUACCUGAGGCCUUAUGUUGCUGAGCAAUUGGAGUUUAGAAAAAUUGAUAAAAUUAGUGUAAAAGGGAAAUCCAUAGGUUGCAUUAUUUAUGAGCUUCUUGGAAGGAAGAAAGAACUGCCACCUAUUGCAACGAUAUUGAGCGAAGAAUCUGCCGAAAUUACAAGAGAUCAAAGACCCCUACCUUUGGCAGAUGAAGAGUUAUUGCAAAUGCGCCCAUUUUAUGAUGAAGCCUUGAAUCACUAUUUCAACGGCAACUUUGUUGAUGCUGCUUUGCAGUUUGAUGAGUUAUGGCGGCGCAUCCGACGUUGA
This is a messenger RNA of Naegleria lovaniensis, 2673 nucleotides long. RefSeq lists its product as uncharacterized. The transcript has 6 exons. Gene Ontology annotation, biological process: cAMP biosynthetic process; intracellular signal transduction. NCBI's taxonomy places the organism in Eukaryota, Heterolobosea, Eutetramitea, Acrasida, Naegleriidae. The record is from RefSeq and is a predicted model, not a curated record. Bases 1 to 2673 code for a protein of 890 amino acids.